AUGCUAGACCGAUCUUUGCUGGACGACAACAGCCUGGAAAACGUGCCUGGGAUCCCCUCUGCGGCGGCACUGCUACAGUCGCUAUCCGAAGACGUGUCGGUCGACGACGACAUCGUCUUGGGUAACCCACCCGUUAACUUCACCUCCAAGAACAUAGAACAUCUAUCCGACCAACUGGAGGAGGCCAAGAACUUUCUCGACUCGGAUUCGGCGCUAGAUCUCAAAGAGCCGCAGAACUUAUUGAAGUCGACCAUGGGGCUGGACACCACAACCGAGGCGCUGGACUCGAUCGAGAAGCUAGACAUGCCCGAGACAAUAGACUCGAUGAAGGCAGAGUACAAGGGGCUGGAGCCAACUACUAACUUGACAGCGAGCAGCUUGCUAGACGCCCAAAGCACCCUUAAGGCUGAUGGAACAGCGGCUUUGACUAUUGCUGCGCCAACUGGCCGGCUGCACCAACCGGAACGGCUGCCACAGACGGAGACUACCGAGGACGAGCGGACAAGUCCACGGUCACGUCCUACUUCGGGGAGCAUGGGGUUUGAGAGGCCGGUCGUGCAGUACUCUGUUCCACCUCAAGGUUUGCAGUCGCUCAGUAGCGCGGAGAUGGGAGGUAUGGAGGGGCCGAAGAUUGCGUUGGGUGAAGCGAUGGGUGCGAGCCGGGUGAACAGUGUCACAGCAGGGGACAGCGUGAGGGGGGGUGACAGCGUUGUUGGGGGAGACAACGUUGUUGGGGUAGACAGCGUUGUUCCCCCGAAGGUGGUUCCGCUAUAUCCGACGAUCCACAUCACAAGGGAGGCCUACGAGCGGGACGACAUGGCGCGUUGCAUUUUACGGUUUAUGGACAACAGUGAUGUCGAAUACUAUUUGAACUUUAUACCGGCGGCAGCAGAGCACUACGCUCCGGAGGGAGCGUCGCCGUUCAUGACGUUAGCGACAUCGAGGUUCGACGGGGCGGGUGAGAUGUUGGAGUCGCCACGCGUUGCACGGGCGGCACCGUUGUCGGUUUAUUGCGAAGACGCCCUGUUGAUGGAGUGUGCUUCGCGCGCGCGUGUGCUACCGAGCGAUCCACAGGAAUUAUUGAUUGCGCAUGACACAUGGAAGCGUUGUUUCACGUUGUUGGACAAGGUGCGGGCUAAGCACGGCACAGAGGUGCAUCGUGACAAGAAUAAGGAAUUGCGUUUCUUCAUCUUAGACGUUCGAGAAUUGGAAGGCCAAUUGGCGCGUUUUGCUGAACCAGGUUCGGUCACACCCUCGGUUACUGGCAAAGGGGUUUCUUUCGCAGACUACGCCGUCAGCUACCUCUGGGAACAACUGCUAGAUGAUGGCUCCAAGUAUCGACUACCGUACACGCGGCAACUUAAAUAUCCACGACUCGCUGAAGUUCAUCGUUACGUUACCCAACGCCUUUCCACGCCCAAUGUUAAUGCCCGCUGCGUUUCUCUUCGUAAUCAAACACAAAACCUGGAGCCUUGGGAAAGUGUGCUGCAGCGAGCCGGUAUCGGAGCCUCCCCGCCCCAAGUCUCACCCGACUAUCUCCGAGCCGAACUGGAAGACCCAGAGGGAGAGACAGACGGCAAGGGCGCAUCAUACAAGGGCAUGUCCUAUAACGCUGGAUCCUAUAAGGAAAGCGAGGUCCUGCCACCCGUGUUGCAAAACAACCUUGCCGGACACGUACAAGUCUUGGUCGCGGAUGAUGUACAAGGUGCUGUAGCUGCCUUCUUCUUCAGGGAAUAUGCAUCCAACCAACAUGUGGAGCAUCUACAGGUGCCCCAGAGUCUGGUUGAGCAGGUGCUGCGGGUCAAUAAAUUACCUCUGGAACCCGUUUGCAAACUCGUCACCCGCACAGAUGAAAACAAAAUCAUCUGUGGCUUACAACCGCUCUUCGCACAUCUCACUCAAGACAAGGGACCCCUCACCGAUCUGCAACGCAAAUAUCUAACCGCCAUUGAAGCAGACAUGAACUCCCCAGCCGCACAAACCGCCAUCCAAGAUCUCGAACAAGAUCUCUCCCUUGACGACGCCCUACAACCUGACUCCAAAAAAUGCAUCCUACCCAGAGUACUCAAAAUUGUCAUGGACCACUCCAAUUAUUCCGGACCCACACCAAGUCUCUUACAGAUCUGCGCCCAAUCAAUCCCCGACUCCAGGGUUCAAUCUCUUCUUAACCAACUCCCAGCGAACAACAGACUAACGCCAUCUUACUAA
Gregarina niphandrodes is the source of this 2208-nucleotide messenger RNA. RefSeq lists its product as hypothetical. The coding region runs from base 1 to 2208 and encodes 735 amino acids. The transcript has a single exon. Lineage: Eukaryota; Apicomplexa; Conoidasida; Eugregarinorida; Gregarinidae. The record is from RefSeq and is a predicted model, not a curated record.